Messenger RNA from Carassius carassius (crucian carp), 544 nucleotides. Its product is annotated as GTPase IMAP family member 4-like. The transcript is spliced from 4 exons. The coding region runs from base 182 to 544 and encodes 120 amino acids. The record is from RefSeq and is a predicted model, not a curated record. NCBI's taxonomy places the organism in Eukaryota, Metazoa, Chordata, Actinopteri, Cypriniformes, Cyprinidae. Gene Ontology annotation, molecular function: GTP binding.
CAUUGCUUUGUGGUUUAAAGAAAGGUGAAACAGUGAGCAGGCUUAACAUAAAGAGCGUCACUGAAAAAUAAGUAAGCCACUUUUUAUUAUCUUUUCUUUUCCUCAUUCUCUGAUUAAAUCUUAUUAUCAACACAAGUUUUUUUGUUCAAUUUCAGGUGAAUUGUCAACAUUUUUCAACUAAAUGAGCAACAUGCAGAGCAUCAGCAUGGAGCAACCUCAACACAUUAAUAUGAUACUGCUGGGCAGUACUGGAGCAGGAAAGAGUGCAUCAGGAAACACCAUCAUAGGAAACGAUAAAACACCAUUUGAAGAAGAUUUUUCUUCUGCAUCUGUGACUAAAACCUUUGAUUUAGCACAAACAGUGGUCCAUGGACAAACAAUCACUGUGUUCGACACUGUAGGAAUCUCCGAUACAUCAAAGAAGAUUACAGAUGUGCAAACUGACAUAGAGAAGAUAUUACAGAGUACACAGCAUGGUUUUGAUGUGUUUCUGCUGGUGAUCAAACUAGGUCAGACAUUCACAGAGGACUGGAAAGGAUCUUGA